UGACAGUUGAAGGGGAUUUUCCUGUUUGUUCGUUGAGUUUAGGUGAACUGUCAGUGUUCAGUAUCUUGUGAAUCUUAAGAAAAUCAUUUAGCAUGUACAACGAAUAAAAUGAUGUUAUACGUAAAAAGAAGUUUCAACACGACGCCGGCUUAAUAAUCCUGCGCUGGAAUUUGUGCAAAACUAUCUUUACAUAUUUCUGGGGGUUAUUUAUAACUUUAGAGUAAUUCGUACCAAGAAGACAAAAAUCGCAGUUGUAAACACUACAGACGUUGAACGUCAAAUUGAUUAAUAUUGUGCAACUAGGGACCAACAGACAUGGAUAUCAUCAUACCCAUAGCAAUUUGUAUUCUGUUCGUUAUCCUGUUUUCAAUUUGUGGCUGGUGCUGCAAAAGAAAACGUGAGGGUACUGUAUAUGGAUAUCCUGGUACCAACGUCAAUGUGUCGAGCCAGCCGGUAAAUCAAUCUCCAGUGGUGGUACCACCUUAUCCCGUGGAUCCACGCCAUCCAACUCCACAUGCUGGAGCACCUGCACCAGGCUUCGCUCCACCUACCUCAAAUCCACCAUAUCCUACAUCCGGUCCUGGAUUUUAUUCGCCUCCUAUUGGUGGCUCUCCAUAUCCCCCAGCAGCACCGUACCCCCCAACAAGCGGUUCCCCUUAUCCGCCGACCAGUGGAGCUCCUUAUCCUCCAGUUGGAGGCUAUUACCCUCCAUCGAAUCCGAACCCGCCCCCGUACGACGUGGCCGUGAACCAACCUCCGCUCCAUCCUCCGGGACCGACGCACGAGGCUUAUGGCAAACAGGCACCAUAUAAUCCACAUUAUCAAUAAGAAGUAACUCAUUUUACACUUGUUAAGACUGUACUGUAUUUUGGAGGACAUAAGAUUUAUAUACGAAAGGCAAAUUAUUUAUGUUUUGUGAAAAAUUUUAAGAAAGUUUGUAGUAGGAGUAAAAUUCAACAACAAACAAGUCAUUUAAAUAUCGUCUUCCUUUUUAACAUUAUUGUACCUUGUUGUAAUUACCCAGUAACAUUUGAAUGGCAGCACUAAUUUAAUUCAAAAUGAUUAGUAGCAAAGCAUUUGUUGUUGAUUAACAUAUUAUUAUGAUUGGCUCCUAAGGAAUUUGAAAAAUUAUUUCGUUCUACUACUUACUUUUAGCUAAAUAACUGGAUUUUAUUUAGUAUUAAAAGUAAUCUGGACAAAUCAAGAACACAAACAUCAUUGUGAUUUAUAUCAUUUGCCUAUCGUAAUUGUUGUGACGGUUAUUAUACAUAUACAAUUUUAAGGUACAUCAUGUAAUCAGAUGUGAAAAUAUUUGUUUGAUAUAUAUAUAUAUUUCAAUUUUUACUUACUGUGUUAUACACAUAUUAAUGUAAACUAUAUCACUACUGUUAAGAUGGCCUUGAGAGAACAAACGACAAUAGACUCGAACCAAAUUUCGAAUAAAAUAUUUUAUCUUCACGUUUUUGUUAAUGAAAUUGUAUUUAUUUUUAUUUAACAUUGUGUAUAUGCUUUAUAUAGGGUUAAAAGUACAGUAUUUUUACCUAAAUGGUACCAUUUAGUUUUAAAAAUUAUUUUCAAUUUCUAUUAAGUUACCGUAAAGCUUAUACAUAAGCGCUUUCGUAAAAAUUACUGUGAAUAAAUUCUCGUCACAUUUAGAUUCGCCAAGUUGAUAAUGGGAAGUCUAGUAUGUUGCGCACAGGUUUCUCCGUGUGUUUUUUCAUAAAAUCCAAUUUACUCACGUUUGCACAUGUCCCAUUUUUAACUUCAGCAGACUGAUAAAUUCCCAUUGUAAAAUUAUUUGUACAUUUUGUUAUGUUAUGUUUCGAUUUCGUGAUAUUUUCAUCAAAAAUCCAUAUUUUGUAUGUUAUAGAAAACGCUUUAAGAAUGUGAUAAUGGAUAUGGAAAGCUUUUGAAGUAGGUGUAAAUAUAAAUUUUUGUAUAAGUAUAGGUUGCGGUUUUUUGGAUAGUUCUAUUCAAACUCAUUUGAACUUGUAUACUAAACAUUAUCAGAUACAAGUGAUUGAUGUUUUCCUUUAUUCUCUGCACAUGUUGAAUGCAUUUCUUUGUCGACAACCUCAAUGACUAAAGCGUCCUUCCAUACCUAGAAAAUAAAAACAAAAAUCGAUGGGACAUGCAUUUGUUAAUAAAACCGUUCAUAUUUGAAUUGAUCUAUCCGUAUACGUGAAAAUAAUUGUUUGAUUUCAAAACACUAUGUAUGUCGAAAGAACAUAUUUUUAAAGAACUGUAUUUGAUUUAAUUAUUAAGACUGUAUAGAAACUAAAUAAAAUAUCAAAUAUUAA
Messenger RNA from Aethina tumida (small hive beetle), 2300 nucleotides. RefSeq lists its product as uncharacterized. The coding region runs from base 316 to 828 and encodes 170 amino acids. The transcript has 4 exons. NCBI's taxonomy places the organism in Eukaryota, Metazoa, Arthropoda, Insecta, Coleoptera, Nitidulidae. The record is from RefSeq and is a predicted model, not a curated record.